Messenger RNA from Cylindrotheca closterium, 1032 nucleotides. NCBI's taxonomy places the organism in Eukaryota, Bacillariophyta, Bacillariophyceae, Bacillariales, Bacillariaceae. The record is from the annotation of a GenBank genome assembly.
AUGAACCUUGCCACAACCACUUCCAGAACUCUGCAAUUGUUCUUGUUUGCUCUUAUUUUGGCGUCGUUCAAUAGUCCACAGGCAUCGGCCAAAGCAUUCAGUCCAAGUCAGUAUCAUAAUUUCGGUCUGAUACAUCAUCCAAGACUUCAUAUCAAAUCGAACCCAUCACUGAUUGCCAUGACCAACGAAUCUGGCGACAAUUAUGAUACUGCCCCCCAAGCAUUGUCUGUGCGUGGAGGAGAUCAAGAUGUGCCCUCCAAGAAGGGAAAGAGUCUCAUCCGCGAAAUGGUGGCCGAAAUGAUUGGAACUUUCAUCAUGGUACAAAUCGGCACAGCUUCAGUCAUGUCUGCAGUCUUUACGAAUUCACUGGAUCUAUUCUCCAUUGCCUCAACUUGGAUCAUUGGAGUGUCAAUUGCCAUUUCGACAACAGCUGAUGUUUCUGGUGCACAUUUGAAUCCAGCAAUUUCCAUUGCCUUCGCACUUUUGAGACCAUCCGCCCAAUUCGGUUGGGCAAAAGUCAUUCCUUACGCUAUUGCACAAGUUGCGGGUGCUGUCCUUGCCGGUGGGGUCAAUCUGGCAAUCUACGGCACUACAAUUGCUGCCUAUGAAAAGGCCAACAAUAUCGUUCGAGCCGCUGCUUCGGGUGUCGCAUCUGCAAAAUGCUUUGGAGAAUAUUACAUGGACCCGGUCAGUUCAUCGGUUGCAUUCCUAGCGGAAGCCUUUGGAACUGCAGUCUUGUCGUUUGUCGUCUUUUCCUUGACCAACAAGAAGAACUCAACGGCUAAGGAUGGAUACAUUCCACUUUUGAUUGGUGCUACCGUCGGCUCCUUGAUUGCAACUCUGGCACCAUUGACACAAGCUGGUUUCAAUCCAGCACGAGACUUUGGACCACGAAUCGUCGCAUUCCUAGCUGGUUGGAAGACUGUGGCCUUUCAAGGUUGGUGGGUCUAUGUAUUUGGUCCAAUCGUCGGUGCAAUCGUUGGUGCAACUCUUGCAGACAAGGUUCUUCACGUCGACGAUAAUGCUGUUUAG